Messenger RNA from Schistocerca nitens (vagrant locust), 1797 nucleotides. Its product is annotated as barrier-to-autointegration factor-like. Gene Ontology annotation, molecular function: DNA binding. The record is from RefSeq and is a predicted model, not a curated record. Lineage: Eukaryota; Metazoa; Arthropoda; Insecta; Orthoptera; Acrididae. The transcript is spliced from 2 exons. Bases 72 to 344 code for a protein of 90 amino acids.
UUUGUAUACUGUUAAAAUAUUGAGUUUCGAGUACUGUAUGUGUUGUGUGUAUUAGUUAAUUACAGGUUACCAUGUCGAGCACUUCACAGAAACACAGGAACUUUGUUGCUGAACCUAUGGGAAACAAACCUGUAACUGAGUUAGCAGGAGUCGGCGAAGCAGUAGGCAGCAGAUUUCAGAGACUGGGCUAUGACAAGGCAAAUUCUGUAUUGGGGCAGUACUUGGUUCUUGGGAGGAAUAAGGAGAAUUUUGUUGGUUGGAUGAAGACAACAGCUGGUGCAAAUCAGAAACAGGCUAAUGAUUGUUACCGUUGUCUCUCAGAGUGGAGUGAUCAGUUUUUGUGAACUGCUGAAACAACUAAAAAUUAGUUUUCAAGCUAUGUAUGUGUUUUACAAAUUAAAUAGCUUUAUUGUAUUUUCUGUAUCUUGGUUCGGUGCUCUUUCAGCUGAUUGUAAUAUGUGUUAGUCAGAAUAUUAUUACUGUUGCCUAUUGGAGUAAUUGCUUUUUGUUGGUCAGGUUUUUGAUAUAAAAGUGGGUGCAUUUUUUGUUCAGUUUGAAACUAUCACGACUCUGGGAUUAGAAUGAUAGAUUUUUGUAAAUUGGUGUUUGGAAAUUUUGUUUGUAAGAGAUGUGUUCUAAAAAAGACCAGAAUGUUAUUAUAAUGUCUUUAUUGCUCAUGGUACUUCAUUUUAAGCACUGUUCCACAUAAAGUAGUACUCUUCACCCUUCCCAAUAUUUCUUCCAUUUUUGGAAAGCCAUGGUGGAAUGCACUUUCUGGGAUGGUGCACAGUUCUCAUCACAUUGUCCUGAUCUCCUCUGUGGUUUGGAAACAACAGCCUUUCAAGCUGGUUUUAAAUUUGGGAAGCUAGGUCUGGAGAAGGGUGGCUGCAUCACAGUGUGAGUCUUCAUGUUCUGCCAGAUGGCUGCAGACAUGGAGCAAUGCACGAGCUGGCACAUUGUCAUGAUACAACAUCCAUGUUCAGUUAGUCUACAGUUCAGGUCUCAUCCUGCCACAAAAUUCCUGAAACAUGCAAACAUUUCCUGAUAACUUCCUAGUUUUACGAGGUGGUACAAAUUCCUGACGGACAAUGCCUUUGCGGUAAAAAAACUUUUUUUUUUUUUUGCCCCCCCUGGGAAGAGAUCCUGUGCCCACCCACUGUAACAACUGCACAGCCAUGAACCCACAUCACAGCCAUAAACCCACAUCCCAUCUCCUGUUACGGUGUUCUUAAGGAAGUUUUCAUUGUCCUGGCCGAUUUCAACAUGCAUGUCUGGUCAUCAGUCAAAAAUGUGGCACGAAUUUUGCAUUGCCACAAUGGAUUAGAAGUUUGUCACGCAAAAUUAUGGCUUGAUCCUUCACUGGUGCUCACUUUGUCAGCAGCUUCUGAACAGUUAAACAAUUCAAUAAAUCACAGCAUGAACUUUCUUGAUGUGGCCUUCAUCUGAUGUGGUACACACACACACACACACACACACACACACACACACAGUAGCUGGAGCAUGCUCCCUCUGCCAGUUGAUGCUCUGUUUCAAAAGUUGUCUUCUUUUUGGACACAUCUCAGAUAUUCAUAUUUGGUCUUGUGAUGUCUUAUGCAUAUAGAAGGCGAUUAAUUCUAGACAUGUUCUUUCUUAAAGACUAUAAUCUAAUUUGUAUAAACAUAGUAAAGUAUCAUUUAAAACAUAGCUAUUUUCAGAUAUAAUUUGUUAAUUUUUGUUUUCAAUGAAACUAAACCAUUAAAUGUUCCAUUUGUUUAUUUUGCUGCAUGUAGUUUUGAUGCAUAUUAAGGAUAUUGUGUA